Molecule: messenger RNA, 1484 nt
Organism: Ipomoea triloba (trilobed morning glory)
Lineage: Eukaryota; Viridiplantae; Streptophyta; Magnoliopsida; Solanales; Convolvulaceae
Product: WAT1-related protein At2g37460
Exons: 7
Coding region: 54-1199 (381 amino acids)
Cellular component (GO): plasma membrane
Molecular function (GO): transmembrane transporter activity
Source: RefSeq, a predicted model, not a curated record
UCCUUGUAGUAUCCCAUUCUUAUCCUAGAGCAAACAUUUGAAGCAACACAACAAUGAAUACCAUGAAUGAAUUUUUUCGUAGAGGAAAACCAUAUCUUGCAGUGAUUUUCCUGCAAUUUGGUCUAGCUGGCAUGGAUAUCAUUUCCAAAGUUGCAUUGAAUGAGGGGAUGAGCAACUAUGUAUUUGUUGUUUAUAGACAUGCUGUUGCCACCUUGGUCAUAGCUCCUUUUGCUAUAAUUCUAGACAAGAAACAGAGGCCAAAAAUGACACUCGCAAUUUUUGCCAAGCUUGUACUUCUGAGCAUACUGGAGCCAGUAAUCGACCAGAACCUGUAUUUUAUAGGGAUGAAAUACACAACAGCCACGUUUGCAGCUGCUAUGUGCAAUGUUCUUCCUGCCAUAACAUUUAUAAUGGCAUGCAUCUUCAGGCUUGAGAAGGUGAAGAUGAAAAGUAUUCGUAGCCAAGCAAAGAUUUUUGGUACGCUUGCUACUGUAGCAGGAGCCAUGAUGAUGACACUUUUAAGAGGACCUAUCGUUCAACUGUUUUGGACCAAAUCAACAACCACUCAUGAUCAUCAAAGUGGUGUGAUAGAUCUAGCACAUUCUAUCAAAGGAGCUCUAAUGAUCACCACUGGUUGCUUUAGCUGGGCCUUUUUUGUGAUUUUACAAGCAAUCACAUUGAGAUCAUAUCCCACAGAGCUUUCACUUACUGCAUGGAUAUGCCUUUUGGGAACUGCCAAUGGAGGAAUUGUGGCACUAGUAAUGGAGAGAGGGAACACUGCAGCUUGGUCCAUAAACUGGGAUACCAAAUUUCUUGCUGCUCUUUACAGUGGAGUAUUCUGCUCAGGGCUGGCUUAUUAUAUUCAAGGAGUCAUAAUGAAAGAUAGAGGGCCUGUUUUUGUAACUGCUUUCAAUCCAUUGAGCAUGGUUAUUGUAGCUGUAAUGAGCUCAAUCAUUUUACGAGAACAAAUGUUCCUAGGGAGGGUUCUUGGUGCUGCUAUCAUUGUUAUAGGCCUUUAUAUGGUCCUGUGGGGGAAAAGUAAUGAUCAAAAUUCAACAUCUAGUGAACAAUCACUACCAGACCAGCAAAUGAAAAGUGCAAAUAGUGAGAAGGAAACUCUGUCGCAUGAAAUCAUCACUAUCUAUCCUUCUAUAGAACAGAGUCAACAGAGUGUUGAUAAAGACAAAACUGUAGGAUAGAAUUGACAUUAUUCUUCAGUUGUAACCUUUACUGAAGAUGUUUAGUACAUUAAAAGUACUAGACAUGAGUAAAGCAGCAUUCUCUUUAUAGGAGAAAAUGCAAACAAUUAUAAGGAAUUUACAUUUCUUGUUCAAGGCUGCUACAAUUUCUGUUAGGAGAACAACAUCACUAAAUUCAUAAUAUGUUUCCAAGAUCUACCAUGAAUGGCUUCACAAAUAAUAGGGAGCUUAGUAACAAAAGUUAAUGUAUCAAACCUUUCCAUGUAUGAAAAGCUUUUUGGUUAA